Ziziphus jujuba (common jujube) is the source of this 1800-nucleotide messenger RNA. Its product is annotated as probable sodium/metabolite cotransporter BASS6, chloroplastic. Gene Ontology annotation, cellular component: membrane. Bases 151 to 1425 code for a protein of 424 amino acids. Lineage: Eukaryota; Viridiplantae; Streptophyta; Magnoliopsida; Rosales; Rhamnaceae. The record is from RefSeq and is a predicted model, not a curated record. The transcript is spliced from 8 exons.
UCAAUACAAAAGCGGAGCUCCGAUCGGACCGGCCAGUAGUUGACCCUAGUUAACCAAUCCAAUGACGCCAAUCAGCUUUGGACUCGAGCAUGUAAUUUGACCGAGUUUUGAAAAACGCUCCCAGAGAGUCGGACUCGGAGACAUUCGACUAUGUCUAUUGCACGAGUGAGAAUGAAUUUGAACGCUACGAAUCAGCGACAAUGGCAGUCCCAAAUUCAUCUUCCAAACCCCUGUCGCUUGUCAGCUCGAAAUCUCUCCGGUUUAUCGCGAAAACUUAACCUCCCAAUCUCUUCGUCGCCUUCGACAAUCUCUUACUCGCUCUCUUUAAGGCUUUCGGUUCGUUUUCGGUCCGGAGCUCCGUUUCGCAGAUGUACCUCGGCGGAGAUUCCAGAAUCUGAUUCGGAUUCGGGUCAAUCAUAUGUAUCUGAACCGAUAGAGACCGUUCAGCAAGAGAAGAUUUCUAUUGUUAAUGUCUUGAAGAACGCAAAUUCAUUUCUGCCUCAUGUGGUACUUGCUAGUACACUGUUAGCUCUAAUAUAUCCACCUUCAUUCACAUGGUUUACUACCAGGUACUAUGCACCUGCUUUAGGGUUUUUGAUGUUUGCAGUUGGGGUUAAUUCCAGUGAAAAGGAUUUCCUCGAAGCCUUUAAAAAACCAGCUGCCAUAUUAACUGGUUAUGUUGGUCAAUAUCUUGUGAAGCCUAUGCUUGGAUAUUUUUUUGGCAUUGUAUCAGUGGUAGUAUUUGGUCUUCCAACACCCAUAGGUGCUGGGAUUAUGUUGGUAUCUUGUGUUAGUGGUGCACAGCUCUCAAAUUAUGCUACUUUUCUGACGGACCCAACAAUGGCCCCUCUAAGUAUUGUCAUGACAUCCUUGUCUACUGCCACCGCAGUAGUUGUCACACCACUGUUAUCGCUCUUGCUUAUUGGAAAGAGACUACCUGUUGAUGUUAAAGGAAUGGUGUCCAGCAUUCUGCAGAUUGUAGUUACACCAAUUGCUGCAGGCUUGUUUCUGAAUCGGUUCUUUCCCCGGAUUUCUGAUGCUAUUCGACCAUUUUUGCCUCCACUUUCAGUAAUAGUAACAGCUCUCUGUGUAGGAGCACCACUUGCUUUAAAUAUAAAAUCCGUGUUGUCUCCUUUUGGAGUAGUCGUUUUGUUGCUCAUUUGUGCAUUUCAUGCGUCAGCAUUUAUAACUGGUUAUGCCUUUACCGGCAUUGCCUUUCGUAUGGCACCUGAUGUGAAAGCACUGCAAAGAACACUAUCCUAUGAGACAGGAAUGCAGAGCAGUCUUCUGGCCCUUGCACUUGCAAACAGGUUCUUUCAAGAUCCACUUGUUGGUAUACCUCCAGCAAUCUCGACUGUAAUCAUGUCUUUGAUGGGCUUCUCACUUGUCACGGUUUGGUCUAAAAGGAAAGAUCAACUUUGUUAGGAAGCAUCUCCUGCGUCUGUAAUUCUAUUAUCUUGCUGCGUCUGGUAAUACAAGAGACUUGUAUCAACUCUGUUCUUACAUUAGGAUGUAUUUCCUUCUGAAUAUAUCAGAAGGAAAUUGUAAUUAACAUACUUCUAGGAAGAUACUGCAGUUUAUUUUUGUACACUGCUCUUUCCCCACCUCUCUCUCUCUCUCUCUCUCUCUCUCUAAUAUUGUUGCAAGUAAAUAAUGUGGAAAAGGGGAAAACUAUUUCUGUCGAAAAGGGAUUCUCUUUUUCUUUUUUCUUAUUUUCAUGCAUUGUAUUUCGAGCUUCAAACAAAAUCAUGAGUUUAUUUUUCAAUUUUUAAAAAAAAAGCUAUUUAUUUAUUUAUUUUA